Rhopilema esculentum is the source of this 1682-nucleotide messenger RNA. Its product is annotated as general transcription factor IIE subunit 1. Gene Ontology annotation, biological process: transcription initiation at RNA polymerase II promoter. Lineage: Eukaryota; Metazoa; Cnidaria; Scyphozoa; Rhizostomeae; Rhizostomatidae. The record is from RefSeq and is a predicted model, not a curated record. Gene Ontology annotation, cellular component: transcription factor TFIIE complex.
AUGCAAAGUUUCCUUCGCAGCGAUAGAUUGAAAAAUGUAGGCCUACUUUCUUUUUCUACGGAGGUCAAGUGGUUUGGGAACCUUGGAAAAAUGAACCAAGCGUUACUAGAGGAGCCCGAACUGUUAACAGAAGUACCACCCAUACUUAAAAGACUAGCUAAAAUGACAGCUUAUGGUUUUUAUGAAGCAGAGCAUAUUGCAAUAGUUUGUCUUUUGGCGGUUGUGCCUUGUGUUGAUGAAGAGAGCCUUCUUGACCGGUUGAAUUUCGAUAAAAGGCAGUUGAGACAGGCCUUAGCUCGUCUAAGGUCGGAUAAGCUGGUUAAGCAAAGAGUCCAUAAAGAGAAACAACCAGAAACGGGUACUUUUAAUGUUUAUAACUUUUAUUUCAUAAACUACAAGGUUUUUGUUAAUGUUGUUAAAUAUAAGUUGGAUCACAUUAGAAAGAAACUAGAGAGUGAAGAACAGCAAGCUAAAAACCGACCAUCGUUCACCUGCACAUUGUGUGAGAAUAAAUACCAAGAUCUUGAAGUAGACCGUUUGCUUGAUUUAACAACAGGGAUGCUUAAAUGCACAUUUUGUGGCGGUGAUGUUGAGGAGGAUGCUGCUGCUGAUAAACACAGAUCAGUGAACAAAUCAUCAUUAGCUUUGUUUAAUGAGCAGAUGGAGCCAAUCUUCAAGUUACUGAGAGCCUGUGAAAACAUAAAUUUAGCACCAGAGGUACUGGAACCUGAACCUACAACUGUGCAACUCAAAGUUGCUGCUAACAGAAGCAAUGCAAGUUCAAGCAAAGGCGGUUGGUCUAAUGAUAGAAAAACUAUUGAUUUAUAUGACCAGAGUAUUAGUGUAAAUGUUGGUAAUGAUGGAGAAAAAGAAGUUAAAAAGAAUGCGGUGAAAAAGCUACCUGUUUGGAUGGCACAAAGCACUGUGUAUGAAAAUAAUCCAGAGGACCAAGCAAGUGCAGAAGCACCAGAUAAAAAGCAAUUGAAGACAGAAAGCAAGCAUAUAGGGGAUAAAGAUAUUUUGUCAGAUUUGUUAGCACAUGAAAGUGUUGCAAAGAAAGCAAAACUUGAUACGGGUAGUGGUAAGAAAAGUGAAAGUGAAGAUUCUGAGCCUGAUUCUGAGCCAAAUGAUACCCCUGUUUCUGUGCCAGUUGCUGUCAAACCAAGUACAAGUUCCAAUGCAAAAAGCACUUUGGAAACAGUAAUGAGUGAUGGUGAUGAUCAUGAUGAAGACCAUGAUGAGGUUAUGGUGACGGUAGGCUCAGAGAGUAUUCCUAUUUCCAAAGUUUUAGAUGACCCUUCAAUUAUGGAGAGAAUGACAGAAAAAGAACAUGAAGAUUACCUUCAUGUGUAUCAUAAAUAUGUAGAGCAGUUUUACUAAUCUACAUCCAAAUUUUGAGAUGACAGAGAAUAGUAACUGUUAAGAAAAUUUAUAAGUUCUGCCAAUCGUUUUCAAGUUGCUGCUAGCCAUGGUAUCUUAGAGAAAACUGACUCAACAGAUAAGAUAUAAAAAAAGAUUUUAAACAGGACUUUCCUUUCGAAGCUCUUGAAUUUCAUUGAUAAGUGUCUCAAAUUGCAGUUCGGACAUUUUAUGGAAUAUAUGUAACAUUUAGGACUUUUCAUUGUUGAAACCUUUGUCUUGUUGUGAAAUACAGAAUUUUGUCUAUGAAUAUUUUAGAAUAU